GUGUCGGGCAAGAAGAAUGCCUAAGUUCAAACGAUGAGACAAUUCAUCUCACCUCUAAAUCUACAAGUACGGCACCUGCACUCGCGUCUUUGAUACCCGAGUUGCAUCGCUGGGACUGACACUCUUUGCCUUUUGGUGGAAUUCCUGAACGUAGCAUGUCAAACGUUGCCAACUGCUCCGGUAAGCGUGUUAAUGACAACCUACAUCUCUGCGCCCACUUUGAUCUUUCCGAUUUGGUACAGUGCUUGGCGAGCGACUGCGGUGAUACGAGCAUGGAUACCCCUCGCUGCAACGCUCCUCAAUGCAAACAUGACAUUACCGAGAUGCUCGUGUCCUCCAAUUCGCGCAAGAAAUAGUUCAACCUAUUUUGCGAUUGCCGUUGUGUACGACGCGGUAAGUCUACGACGAUGGUCAGACUAUCAGUGGUUGUCAGCAGGUGCAUCUAGGCAGCCAGAGAGUUUGAUCUGGUUUUCAUUCCGCUCGAGUUUGUUUCUAUCAUAGCUCCUUGGUUUAUACAUAAUGUCCACCAUUGCACUUCCUGGG
Molecule: messenger RNA, 543 nt
Organism: Suillus subaureus
Lineage: Eukaryota; Fungi; Basidiomycota; Agaricomycetes; Boletales; Suillaceae
Exons: 1
Coding region: 193-501 (102 amino acids)
Source: RefSeq, a predicted model, not a curated record